UUAUAAAUUCUCUCUCUUUGAUCAACAACGACUACUUAAUAAUUUCCCCACAUUACCAAAUUAAAUAGAAAUGAAGACAUAUUUUCUUUUGAUCAUCCUCAUAAUUUGUUCAUCACUGCUUCAAAUUUCCCAAGCCGAUUCAUGCAGCCUAAAUUUAAAUCUCACUGCAGUACAGUUCCCUUUUAAUCUCUCAUCUCUCCACUGCUCGAUUGUUUGGAAUGUCCACGACUUUGUUCUUCGAUAUGCUCAAACAUCUUCCAAUCUAUGGAGCUUUGUUCUCUCAAAGCCCGAUACGAAUUCCUACCUCGGAAUGGGAUUUUCGGACGACGGAUUAAUGGUCGGAUCUAGCGCAAUCGUGGGUUGGAUAUCAUCGGACGGUUAUGCAAAUGUUAAACAGUAUUCUUUAAGAGCUCAAAUUGAAACUCAAGUAAUACCCGACUCUGGCGAUUUAAAUAUCAGUUAUUCCACGAUCAUAUCUCAAUCUACACGUAUUUAUUUAGCCUUUCAAUUAGUCACUCAUCGACCAUCUUCCCGGAUAAUUUACUCCAUCGGACCGGUCGGUAUGUUGCCGUCUUCUCCAAGUUACCGGUUGAUGGAGCAUCGUGAUAAGAUCUCUACUGCUCUAAAUUAUGUUACAAGUGAGACCAGCAAUGAAGAUGUAGAUGGUGACCUAAGAAGGAGCCAUGGAAUGCUGAAUAUGGUCGGUUGGGGUAUUCUAAUGAUAAUUGGAGGAAUAAUUGGUCGCUAUUUCAGGCAUUGGGAUCCAAUUUGGUUCUAUGCUCAUAUUGGGAUUCAAUCAUUGGGAUUUAUAAUAGGAAUUUCAGGUGUAAUUUGUGGAUUUUUCUUAGAAGAUCUUACCAAUGCUCGUGUUUCUAUUCACAAAGGCAUUGGAAUUUUCAUUCUUGUUCUUAGUUGCCUUCAGGUGAUCAUGGCAUUUUUGGUCCGACCAGAUAAGUUAUCUAAAGUGCGGAAAUAUUGGAAUUGGUAUCAUUAUAGUGCAGGGAAAAUUCUAAUGGCAUUUGCAAUAGCAAAUGUGUUCUAUGGACUCCAUUUAGGAGAAAAAGAAAGUGGAUGGAGUGGUAAAUAUGGAAUUGUUUUAGCUAUUUUGUUUAUAAUUUCUCUGGUUUUAGAGGUAAAGUUUUGGAAGAGAAAUUGAGAUUAAAAAGCAAAAUCAUUAUUCAAGAACAGGAGGAAUUGA
Messenger RNA from Mercurialis annua (annual mercury), 1198 nucleotides. RefSeq names its product cytochrome b561 and DOMON domain-containing protein At3g07570-like. The transcript has 4 exons. The coding region runs from base 71 to 1156 and encodes 361 amino acids. Lineage: Eukaryota; Viridiplantae; Streptophyta; Magnoliopsida; Malpighiales; Euphorbiaceae. The record is from RefSeq and is a predicted model, not a curated record.